AUGUUCUCGUUCCUCGCCCAUCGUCAAGCAUGCCGUUCCAAGCAGCAGGAGCGUCAAGAACGUAUCAAGGGCCUUCCUCCUGUUUAUCAUGCACCCUUGACCACUGCCGAUAAGGAUAUCCUCGCUCAACCGGUCUCGCAAGUUGUCGCAAAUGUUCAGGCAGGGACUCUGAAGGCUUCUGAAGUCUUGGUAGCGUAUGGCAAGAAGGCAUUGAAGGCACAUGCAGAGACAAACUGCCUAACGGAGGUGAUGAUUGAGAAAGCUGAGGAAUGGGCCCAGUCUUGCAACACACAGGGUCCUCUUGCGGGAAUGCCUAUCAGUUUGAAGGAUACCGCGGCUGUCGCAGGGUUCGAUGCGAGCUUUGGCUACUCGGCGUACGUUGGCAAGCCGAUGGAGAAGGACUCGGCGAUUGUCCGUCUGCUUCGCGACGCUGGUGCAGUUCCAUUCGUCAAGACUAAUAUCCCGAUCACGCUGUUGUCACUCGAGUCGAAAAACGACGUCUUUGGAACGACCACCAAUGUGUAUAGUAAGGAUCACACUCCAGGUGGAUCGACCGGUGGCGAAGGAGCCUUGUUAGCUUAUGGUGGCUCCCGCUUGGGCAUUGGUACCGACGUUGCGGGUUCUGUGAGAGCACCAGCCCAUUGGUCUGGCAUUUAUACCAUCAAGGCGUCCUCGUUCCGAUUCCUUAAAAGUGGGAACCCCACAAGUAUGCCUGGUCAGGAGGGUGUACCCUCCGUUUAUUCUCCUAUGACCAGAACACUCGAGGAUUUAGAGACUAUCUGGCGGGCAAUCGUGAGCAUGAAGCCGUGGGAGUACGACCAUGCAUGUCUAGCUAUCCCUUGGCGUGAAGUGUCUCUUGCUAAGGAGAAGCCUCUUCGUUGGGGUGUGCUUUGGGAUGAUGGUGUAAUUGUUCCUUCGCCUGCGUGCCGCCGCGCAUUGCAAGAGGUUGUGUCGGUUUUGGAAGCCCAUGGUAAUGAAGUAAUAUCCAUUGAUCCUCCCAGCCCAUAUGAAGGCCUUAAAAUUGCAUCUCAAAUCUUGAUGGCGGACGGAGGCAAAGUAUGCACCAGGCCAAUGCGUUCUGGCGAAUGGAAUGACCCGGGUGUUGAACAAGCUCUUGGGAUGCUCCGUGCCCCCCGCUUCUUCAAACGCCUGUAUGCCUGGUACCUCCGACAUAUCCGGGGAGAUGAGGUCUAUGCAGGUCUGGUAGAGAACUGGUAUGAGAAGUCCGUUCCGGAAUAUAUGGCCCUGGUCUCCCAGCGUGAGGCUUACCGCGAGCAGUGGUUCAAAUUCAUGAGCGAGCAGGCGCUGGACUUCGUCUUGACAGUGCCGAACGCCCUACCGGCUGUUCCGCAUGGAGGCAUGAAGCAAGGAUGGAAGGCUUGCGGAUACACGUUCCUGUUCAAUAUCCUUGAUUACACUGCAGGGGUUCUGCCCGUUACGCAUGUUGACCGGGAGCGCGAUGCGCUUCCGUCGACUUUCAAGGCGAGAAAUGCAAUUGAAUCGGGCUCAUACCGCAUGUACGACGCCGGGAAGAUGCAUGGGUUGCCGGUCGGAGUACAGGUUGUUGGUAAACGUCUAGAGGAAGAGAAAGUCUUGGAAGGAAUGAAGCUGAUCGAAGGACUGCUGAAGAAAGAAGGCAAGGCAUACGUUCUGUUUGAAGCUAGUGAUUGA
Molecule: messenger RNA, 1671 nt
Organism: Fibroporia radiculosa
Lineage: Eukaryota; Fungi; Basidiomycota; Agaricomycetes; Polyporales; Fibroporiaceae
Exons: 8
Coding region: 1-1671 (556 amino acids)
Source: RefSeq, a predicted model, not a curated record